Molecule: messenger RNA, 1020 nt
Organism: Dentiscutata erythropus
Lineage: Eukaryota; Fungi; Glomeromycota; Glomeromycetes; Diversisporales; Gigasporaceae
Source: the annotation of a GenBank genome assembly
AUGAAGACUCAAAAAAUUAUUUUUUUCUCGAACAGUGUUGAUUAUUCAGUCCCUGACUCUUUUUCUCAAAUCUUUGGCUAUGCUUUUUCUGAAGAGAAUAUCAGAGAAACAAUUAAUGGAAUUAAUAGCAAAAUUUCCUCCAAUAAAAGUGGUGGUGUGAUUGCUAGAUUUAAAGCUUAUGGAUCGCCUAUUAAUAUUAUGGAUAUAAAAUGUUAUGAAAGAUUCAAAACAGUUAAUGAAAAUUUAUGGGGGAAUGAAAACAGAUGGAAUUUUUCGCAACGUUGGAGAGAACCUGAUCAAAUUAUUUUAAAUAUAACAUCUAAUAGUACAUCAUCGCCAAAUGAAUUCUUUUAUAAUUAUUUUGGAAUUGUUUUUCAUGAAGUUGAAAUUAAAUGUCCAAGAUUUGACUGGGCUCGUUUUUCUCAUAAUAUGAGUCCAAUACCUCGUGGUCAUUUAGUUAUUCUUGAAUUUUCUAUAAUGAUUAAAAAAUCUUAUGAAUCCCGACACCCUUCUGAUAUUGAAACCAAAAAGUCACAUUAUCCGUUUGUAGUUGAAAAGUUGAAAGUUAAUACGAUGCUUUCAGAUAUCGGAGGUUUAUAUGCUGCAAUAGCAGCAAUAAUUGCCUUAUUUUUGGGGUCUCCAAGACAUUCCCCAUGGUAUGGUUGGUGUCAAACUUUUAUGUGCUGGGGGUCAUUUCGUCGGAAUUUUAAACGUCAUUUUGCGAGCUGUUAUAUUUCCAGAGCUGGAAUCCCACUUAUUGAUGAUCCACGCAAUUUACCUCCUGGUGCUACUAUUGAACAUCGAAUGGCUAUAUUAGAAAAUUUGUUAAAAGAAUAUUAUCUCGAUGCAAGCUUUUUAGAAGUAAUAACAAAUACACGUAAUAAAUAUAUAUUUUAUGACAAGGAAUACAAAAAGAUUGAAACAGAAAGCAAUGAAGAUUUAGACACUGAUGAAAGAGAUGAUUCGGAAUAUAGAGCACUUAUUGAAAGCAACAAUGAUGAUUUAAAUGAAAUUGUUUAA